This is a messenger RNA of Tripterygium wilfordii, 1118 nucleotides long. RefSeq names its product dnaJ homolog subfamily C member 28. Bases 99 to 785 code for a protein of 228 amino acids. The record is from RefSeq and is a predicted model, not a curated record. The transcript has 3 exons. NCBI's taxonomy places the organism in Eukaryota, Viridiplantae, Streptophyta, Magnoliopsida, Celastrales, Celastraceae.
GAAGUUUUACACCGCCAAAGUGACGGCCAACCACACCAGAAUCGAACCCAGAAUGACCGAACGAGUCAUGAUCUCGCUUUGAGCUCAGUCGCACGGAAAUGGCGAAUCGCCUCGCGAGAACAUUCAAUUCGUCAGGACUCUCAAGCGUAUCUUCUUUGAUGGAGAGAUUAUCGGCUGGUAAUCGGUCUCUGGCGGUGAUCUUGGCGGGCCAUGGCUCACCCAGGCGCAAGUAUGCCUCUUCGUCAUCGUCCUCGACUUCGAAGCCCCAGGAAAAGAUAAAGGCAACAGAUCGAUUGUCGGCUGUAACAGAUGCGGCUAACGACCGGAAACUCCCUCCUGAGCUCCGCGGCCAACGCAACAAUAUCAGAUCGGAAACAGAUAUAAUCAAUGUUGUUGAGCACAGAAUAUGGCAGUCGAUGGAGGAAGGCCAUUUCGAGAACUUACCAGGGAAAGGCAAACCUCUUGACCUCAGCACUAACCCUCAUGCCGAUCCAGCUGAAGAUACCUUGUAUAGAAUCCUCUCAAAGAAUGGGUGUGCACCAGAGUGGGUUGAACUCAAUAAAGAAAUAAGGAAUAAUAUUGCUGAAUGGCGAUUAGCCUUGAAGAGAGCAUGGUGUAACAAAUGCAGUGGGGAGAAUUCCCAAUGGAUUGAGAGUUCAGAGGCUUUAAAAGUGCAAUUACGUGAUAUCAAUAACAAGGUUUUCCGGUACAACCUUAUUGUUCCUUUUGGCCGCCAAAUGUUUGGAUUGAAAUGGGAGAAAGAAGUAGACGGUCUGGUAGAAUGAUUGAUUACCCUCCUCUCAUUUCCAUACCAGUGGCACAGCAUAUACAAGCGUAUAAGUUUCUCUGGCUAAUGCCUGUGCAGGCUUAGUGGUUGUUUCGAGUCUUUUGUCUCCAAUUAAUGUGGAGUAUUGAUGUUAAGUGAUCCUAUAUAUGUAUUUAUAAUCUCUCACAUGAAUGGAUUUAGGGGUAAAAUGGGGGAUCCCAAAAUAUUUUAGGGUACGUAGCAUCACUCUUUCUGUUACUAAUUUUGACCUUUUAUAGUGUAUUCUAGUUGCACGAAGAUUUGUAGGAAUAAACCUUGUUACUAUUUUUAAAUAAACGCAUAUACAAGUCAA